UAACCAUGCAUGCAGAGGAAGCAACCAGAGCAAGGUCUCCUGGGGCAGGUCCGGGGGUGCUGGAGGAGCUGCUGACCUAUGAUGACCUUUUCCUGGAGUAUUUCAAUGCCUUCCUGGCUCUGCCUGCCUUUCCUUUGAGACUGCGCUACGACCGUCUCAGGGGGCAGCUGCAGAAGCUGGACGGCUUCCUCCCAGAAUCUCCCAGCCAGGUGGGGAUGAAGCCAAGCUCUCCUCACUAUGGAGCCACUGACGCAGAGAGGGAAAGAAUCCUGGGCUGGCUGAGGAGGGAGCGCUUACCCCCUUUUCAGAGGACGGCCCUUUACCUGGAGUACAAGCUGGCAAAGCUGCUGAUUCGUCCCCUGGAUGAAGGCUACCCAGUGAGCCGGCAUGAGAUUCGUGGGUACAGCCGUCAGUCUGACAGUGCCGCCAUCUCCAGCAUCCCCAGUCACCCAUCAACGGCUGGGCUGCCCACCAGGGUCCCCAGCCUCGGGCUGUGGAGGCCUCCUAGUCAGACCCACAGCACCCCAGCCCACCUAGGCUGCUUCUCCAGCGUCCCUGACCAGCUACCCUGGGGGAGCUCUGUGGAGUUCCCAGCUGCCGUGAGUCUGGGGAAAUCUCCCUUUGCAGAGGGGCUGAGCAGGCUGCCGCUCCGAAGCCUCCUGCCCGACUCCAGCACGGGAGUGGCCAACGAAGGCUACGUGGAUAGCUGGAGCAAUGCUGGUGGGUCCGAGAGAUUCCUUGCUGGCCUGACCAGAGCCACCUCUAGCUCUUCACCCACGGCAGGGCACAUCGAGUACCACUUGGGCAGGCGCCAAGGGGAGCCGGCCUCAGGCGCCAGGAAGGUGCUGCAGUUUGACCUGGACGACUCAAGUGCCUCUGAGGGAGGGGAGGGAUCCUGGCUGCUCCCUGGCUUUGGCUGUUCCGCUCUGCAGCAGCUGAAGGAGGACGUGCUGGGGACGAGGGCUGGCAUGGAUGGCUUCAAGGAGUUUCUCCAUGGUACCCUGGGGAUCCACCUCCUUCACUUCUGGAUGGACUGUGAGGAUGUCAUGGAGCGCACCAAGUGCUUAGAGGCCAGUGCUGCCCAGCAGGAAGCUCAGAGCCUCUGUGUCAGCCUCUGCCGGAACAUUCAAGACAAGUACAAGCUGAGCCUGUUUCUGGCCUCCCAGGAGCCGACGUGCGAGGCUCAGGACGGCGUCGAGGCAACUUUCACUGCCUUCAGCAGGAGCCAGUACGAUGCUCUGAGACGCCUGCGUGCCUACUGGGUUCCCAGGUUUCUCCUCCACCACCAGAGAACCAGACACCUCAGGACUGUCCCCACCUCAGGCUCCCAGACCAAGCCUAGGCCUCCCGUGAACACUGACUUCCUGCCUUCACCCAAGGUGUUUGCGUCGCUUCCUGUUGUGGGUGAUGGCUGCAUGAGCCACAUGAAUAGAAGCGCAGACUGGUUCAGCGUACGGCCUGAGGCAGCUCUCUGUCACCUUUGGAGAGUCAGCAGUGAGGGUCAGAAUGAAUAUAGCACUGAAAACCUCUUCUUGCUGUCCAGCCGCUGCAGCUUCCGCACGCUGGUGCAAGCUGGCGAGGCAGGAUUGCGUCCGCUCGGCAGCCAGACCUCCCAUGGAAUCUCCCUGACACACCGCUGA
Molecule: messenger RNA, 1640 nt
Organism: Malaclemys terrapin pileata
Lineage: Eukaryota; Metazoa; Chordata; Testudines; Emydidae
Exons: 12
Coding region: 6-1640 (544 amino acids)
Biological process (GO): regulation of signal transduction
Molecular function (GO): G-protein alpha-subunit binding
Source: RefSeq, a predicted model, not a curated record